Bombina bombina (fire-bellied toad) is the source of this 900-nucleotide messenger RNA. RefSeq names its product taste receptor type 2 member 3-like. The record is from RefSeq and is a predicted model, not a curated record. Gene Ontology annotation, biological process: detection of chemical stimulus involved in sensory perception of bitter taste; G protein-coupled receptor signaling pathway; sensory perception of taste. NCBI's taxonomy places the organism in Eukaryota, Metazoa, Chordata, Amphibia, Anura, Bombinatoridae. The transcript has a single exon. Gene Ontology annotation, cellular component: membrane. Gene Ontology annotation, molecular function: bitter taste receptor activity; G protein-coupled receptor activity.
AUGACCUUCAUCGGACUCUUUUUCAAUGGAUUUAUUGUGAUAAUGAAUUGAAUUUGGUGGCUGCAGACUAAAAAGCUACAAACCAUCGAUAUUAUUAUUACAAGUGUGGGGCUCUGCAGAUUUUUUUUUCUGUUCAUUAAUAUUUUCAAUGUAUUUUACUUGGCUUUCUUACCCAGAAGAGACCAGCUGAGCCUUGUUCUGGACAUUUCUCUGAUAAUCACUUUGUUUCUAACAUACUGUGGCAUCUGGUUUGCAACACUGCUCUGUGUUUUCUAUUGUGUGAAUAUCACCACCUAUAACUACAGAUUAUUCAUCUACAUGAAGCUGAACAUGCGCAGGAUAUUGCCUUUGUUGUAUAUAGUAAUGGUGAUAUCUUCAUUUAUCUCCCUUCUUCCCUCUGUAUUGUUUGCCUUCCCAGAACAUUCUGUAAAUUCUACAACUGGAUUCAGUAACAGAAGUGAGGAAAAAAAUAUCCACUUUGUAAAAGAAAAUUCUGGUCGCUUAAUCUCAAACCUUGUAGGAUCUGUUUUACCAUUACCCAUAUUUUGUUUUGCAAUUUGUCUUCUGAUUAGAUCCCUCUGUAAUCACAUCAGACAUAUGACCAACGAGAACUCAGAAAUACAGAAUCCUCAGCUUCAGGCUCAUUUCAGUGCAAUUCAAAUUAUGUUGUCUUUUUUUAUUUUACACAUCAUAAAUAGUAUAGCACAAUGUCUGUGGUCAUUUAUCAAACAGACCACAAAUGAAAUUUCGAUAUCGCUUCUUAAUAUUCCUACUAUAAUGUAUCCAAGCCUGCACACUGUUAUUUUGAUUUUCAGUACCAUAAAACUCAAACAGGCUCUUGUGAGUAUCAUGUAUUGCUACCGUCCAAAUAACAAUUUCCAUCUAACUUCAGUUAACUAA